AUGGACGUCGAAAAGACAAUCAGAGGCCUCAAGCCCCUUGGCGGGCAAGUGGUUCCCAUUCGGACUGUCCAGGAGACAAGGCCUCCAGAAGAAUUCGGCGAUGCCUUUGUCGCAGAAGUCAAUGUGAAGUCUGCAUCCAAAGUGAUCAAGGCUCUCGACGCGGCUUUCCCCAAAGACCCUUCCCUUCCGCUAUCACACCUCCGUCGCUUCGCUAAAAGAGAAUUACUCCCAUCCCCACUGAGGGCAGAGAUUGAAAGCCAGAGCGCUCCUCCAGCAGCGCCGGCACAAACCAUAUUCGUGCUCAUAUCACCGCCAUUGCCUGAUCUCACCACACUAAAGGCUCUGCUCGCUCCAUUUGCGCCGGACACGGCGCCGGCCGCUACAAACGAUCCUCCCACUGCAAAUGAAACGCCAGACGAGGCUUCACACUCCGAUUCUUCAGCCCCUACCAUUCAUAUUCAUCCCGCUACAAUCCCUCUUUGCCCUCCCUUCAAUGCAACCCAGGCCGAAACAUGGAGCAAGACCCUCUGGCCAGUCGUAUUCAACCCAGCCGCACCCCGCUCAACUGUCGCGCCACCCCCUCAAAUCCUAAAACGUGCACAGGAAUCCAUUGAACCACGGGCAGGGUACUAUCUAUCCCUGGCGCGCAAAGUAGCAGAGGAAGCAGAACAAUCCGGGCUAGGCCGCGGCAUAGGCGCAGUGAUAGUCGACCCUGCCAUCGAAGAAGAAAUAACCGAGACAGGCUACGAUGCCGGAUAUGACACUACAGCAGAAUGGGAUGAAGCAGUCCUCGUAGUUGCCGGCGAUGCGCGGUACUCCCGCUCCGAGGCAGGCGCACCAUCCCAGGCCCAGCUGCACGCCGGGGUAGCGCCAAAUCCAGCGAGCAAGACAUACAACGCGGAUGUCGAGGGCGGGCCUGAACUGCACGCGCUGAUGCGUGCUGUCGAUUUGAUUGCUCGCUGGCGCCGAGAGCACGAUCGUCUUGACGACGUGUCUGCGUCAACGACUACCGCGGGUCCAUCGAAGCCUGAACUAGAACAGUCAGAGCUAAGCGCCUUAGAAUCAUACUUCUUAUACCGCCACCGUCCUAGCACAACCACCAACAUCCCCAACUUACCUCACUCUCCGUCCUCUCCAUUGAAGAGGAAACACCAAGACCCUAACCCUGAAUCCGACUUGACUAUCGACCCCUCUACAGGCCCUUCCCAAUCCGAGCUUCACCACCCGCCUCUCCCGGCUCCUCCCCCGUCUACCAUAGUACUUGCGGAUUCUGCUACACCGGCUAUAACGCCUGCAACCCCGCGCAUUCGUACUCGCUCACAGGGUGGCUACCUCUGCACAGACUUGGACGUCUACCUUUCCCAUGAGCCAUGUCUGUGCUGCUCUAUGGGCAUACUUCUCUCCCGGUUCCGGUCUGUCAUCUUCCCCAGAAGUGGGAGGUUGGAGAGUGGUGGCCUGUCUUCUGAGCCGGUUGUUGGUCCUGUGGCCGAUGAGGUUGUUCAAGCUGCAGAGGCUGACACUUCUGCAGUUGAUGGACAAGACGAGAGAGGGUAUUAUGGGCUGCAUUGGAGGAAGGAGUUGAACUGGAGGGCUCUUGGAUUUGAGUUCGUAGAGGAUGGGGAUUUGGAAGCGAAGAGCGAGGUUGGAAUGCCUGUUUUCCAUGCUUGA
Molecule: messenger RNA, 1668 nt
Organism: Penicillium robsamsonii
Lineage: Eukaryota; Fungi; Ascomycota; Eurotiomycetes; Eurotiales; Aspergillaceae
Product: putative tRNA-specific adenosine-34 deaminase subunit Tad3
Exons: 3
Coding region: 1-1668 (555 amino acids)
Molecular function (GO): catalytic activity
Source: RefSeq, a predicted model, not a curated record